GCCAUUUUGAAACACUGAGGUGUUAAAUUUAAUUUCUAUAUUAGGAAAUAAAACCUUUAUUGGUGUUCUUUCAACCUACAUUCAGUAUGAGUAAAAUACUUAAGUAGUUUUAAAAUCAGAUACUUUAAUACUUUUACUCAAGUCUUAUUGAAAUUGGUGACUUGUAAUGGAGUCAUUUCUACAGAAAGGUAUCUGUACUUUUACUCAAGUAUGGUUUUCAGGUAGUCUUUACACCUCUGCCUAGAUGACAUUUGGUGCAUGCAAAAAUUCCCCCCUAUAAAGAUCAUUGCAAUGCAUUCAAUGAGUGAUGCAUGUGAUUUUUAAGUUGCAUGUGGUGCAGUUUCAAAUAACAGCCAAAUGGAUGCAUCAACAGUCUUCCAAAACUGCCUGCAAGCCACAAAACCCUGCCUGUACACAGGUUUGGAAGCUUUUUCCGUCCCUUUUCCCAGUAGACACAUAUCCAUUUUCCUCACAGAGCACUGCAUCAAAUAUGAAUGAAAACACGCAACUCCGACACGGUGUUCAAAUAGAACCCAGAAGCAUCUCCGCAGGGACUGACAGACGCAGAUCGCAGGAUGGAGGGAAAAGCUGGAUGACAAGAAAACAAAAGGAAGAGAGCGCAUCGCCGCUCUCCGGGGGAGGAAAGGGUUAACCCCAUUACGCCAGACCAAUCGGAGCGCGGAGCAACACUGCAAAACCGCCGCAGUGAGAGAGAGAGGGAGACGAAGAUAGAGGAGCGGACGAGAGAGAGCAAGGAUGAGGAGGCGCAACAGAGGGGAGCAUCGGCAGCACUUCAACACAUCACAGUUUGAAGACAGCAAGAGCAGAAAAAAGCAAGACAGCAGAUCAAGUCCGGCCGACAGUUCACACCGACACCGUUUGAUUCAUGCCUCCCAGGAGGGAAUCGGGUUUAAGACGCACUGACAUGCAAAAGUGUGUGCACUUGUGGAUCUCAGACGAAGAGGACGAUGCUCUGGUGAAGCGCUAAACGAUGCACGUUGAUCAGAGAUGAGAAAGGUAAGCAGAAGAGCUGGAGAAAGCUGCUUCCAAAGUGUCGUGCAUUUCUCAGGAAGACCUGCGUUGAGUGUGUGAACUUCCCAAGUUGAAAACACCACCGAUGCAGAGCGGUUCGAUCCAUGAUGACGCAGCCUAAAGGUGACCUUCUUUGAGAGGACAGGAAAUUGCAUCAUAGACUAACACCUCAACAAUUCACUGACCUUGGAUUCCUCGGCAGAUGGCACAUGCAAAUCAGCAAAUGCAAAUCAAUAUGGAUUUAUCACCUUCCAGGGGUUAUAAAACCGCACUGACGGGAGUACAUCAGCACUGAAGGAAUUUUCUUUGCACGAAAGCAACUCGAUGUGGAUGUAAUGAGCAACUAAUCAGGUGUCAGGCUAGAUUAGAAAAGGAAAUGGAUUGUUUGUCAUUCACCAAGAUCGUCCACUUUCUGUUGGUCAUGGCUGGGGAGCGAAUGCAUCGUUCGCUUUAGUGACAAUCAAAGAAAUCCCAACGCGUCGGAUUACGAGGAGUGCUGAAAACUUCCUUGAAAGGCCAUGCCUGCGGCUGAUGUACAAGUUGUACCCCUUCCAGACCUUUCCGUCUUGAUCGCUGACUCCCGAGGCUGAGAAAAGAAGCUGGAAGGGGAAGGGAUAAUGCACGUCCCUCCCGCCGCGGAGGAAGAAAGCACCAUGAGUAACGUUACCGUCCUCGACAUCACAGAGUCCGUGAGUCCCGUCAUGACGGCGGCCGGUGGCCCGUACCCGUACCCGCUCAGCUUCCAGGUGUCUCUGACCGGAUUCCUGAUGCUGGAGAUUGUCCUGGGACUGAGCAGCAACCUGACCGUGCUAGCGCUCUACUGCAUGAAGUCCAACUUGGUCAAUUCGGUCAGCAACAUAGUCACGAUGAACCUCCAUGUGCUGGACGUGCUGGUGUGCGUUUGCUGUAUCCCUUUAACCAUCGUAGUGUUGAUGCUUUCCUUACAAGGCGACACGGUGCUUGUUUGCUGCUUCCAUGAGGCCUGCGUGUCAUUUGCUAGCGUGGCUACGGCGGCUAACGUGCUAGCUAUCACUUUAGACCGAUACGACAUAUCCGUUAAGCCGGCCAAUCGCGUACUGACUAUGGGCCGAGCGGUGGCUUUGUUGGGAUGCAUUUGGGUGCUGUCUUUUGUUAGCUUCUUGGUGCCGUUUAUCGAAGUGGGAUUUUUGGGACCGGAGCCCACGCUAGCCAAUCAAACCGCCGUCGUGCAUGUUAACGAAUAUUACACAGAGCUUGGUUUAUACUACCACCUAGUGGCUCAAAUCCCAAUUUUUUGCUUGACUGCUGUGAUUAUGUUAAUGACGUACGCUAAGAUACUUCAGGCGCUCAAUAUUCGAAUUGGAACGCGCUUCCAUGCGACGCAAAAGAAGAAGAAGAAGUUGCGAAGAAAGAAGAAUUUUUCGCUAAUGUCGACGUCUGAGCAGCAAUUGCCAGAAAUCACGGACGCCUCGCAGAGCAGUGGUGGAACUCGGGGAAAUGCGCCGUUAGGUAUGCGCACUUCAGUUUCCGUGAUCAUUGCUCUUCGUAGAGCGGUUAAACGCCACCGGGAGCGCCGUGAGCGACAAAAGCGAGUUUUCCGCAUGUCGUUGCUCAUCAUCUCCACGUUUCUUCUGUGCUGGACGCCUAUUACCGUUUUAAACACUGUGAUCCUCAGCGCAGGCCCCAGCGAUCUCACGGUUAAGCUGCGAUUGGGAUUUCUGGUCAUGGCCUACGGCACUACAGUCUUCCAUCCGCUGCUGUACGCAUUCACCAGGCAGAAGUUCCAGAAAGUGCUGAAAAGCAAAAUGAAGAAGCGGGUGGUGUCCAUCAGCGAGGCGGAUCCACUGCCGAACAACGCAGUGAUCCGAAACUCCUGGAUCGAUCCCAAGCGGAAUAAGAAAGUGACGUUUGAUGAUCACGAAGCAAGACAGAAAUGUCUGUCGUCUGAAGAUGCAGACUAAAGACAGUUCGAGGCUUCCAAAAACAGGAACUAGUUCUCAUUAAAGCACUGUUAUUUAUUCUAUCGAA
Molecule: messenger RNA, 3039 nt
Organism: Danio rerio (zebrafish)
Lineage: Eukaryota; Metazoa; Chordata; Actinopteri; Cypriniformes; Danionidae
Source: RefSeq, a predicted model, not a curated record